GUGAAAUGGCUCGUCAUCAACUGUAGUACAACGUCUACGAUUGGCCGAGAGAUUUUUGCGCGGUGCAUUUCAGCCAAUCAGAGCUUUGUUUUCGCGCUCGUAUGUAAAGCCUCUGAUAAAUGGCGAACGGAAGGGCAAACUGUAAACAAAUACAAAAGAACUGGAUAUUUUUAGGCGAAUUGUGACUUUUAAGGGAAAAGUAAUUCAAUAGUACGAAUACUGUGUCUAAGUGCAAACGGGAAUAUUCGAUAUGCGACAGUGAGCAAGAGUUUAAACUAGCCUCGUUGAGCGUUAGGAGGCUUCCUAGGCCUGCUGACAUCUGCGCAGACUUUGAAUUCGGCAGAGUGCUGUGAUGCGAACGCGGGCUCUGGGAAGAGACCCGCGCAGUUAACACUCAUUUAAAAUCCGUUUUAAAACCAUAUACGUCUGACAAAGUUACCACCAGUCAUUAUCAUGAGUACAAUUUCGGACAGCAGUCAGCCGCCCGAAACUAACCAGACGAAAAGAAGUGCAAGUCCAAGUGGAGACUCUGAGUCCACGCUGCCCAAGCAGGCGAAAGUGAGUGAUGAGGAAUCGAGGAAUGACUCUCGUGAAGAUGCAGGACCUGAGAAAGUUGGCAACGGUGAGCCAAAACAUGGAUCUGCCGCGCAGGAGAGCACGGGACAGGCUGGUGGAGGAGAGAGCACAGGACGGGCCGGUGAAGGAGAGAGCACAGCACAGGCUGGUGGAGGAGGGAGCGCGCGCCAGGAAUCAGAUUCCGCGGCCAUCGCCGCAGCAGAAGCGCUCGCCAGUCUGACCGGUGGAGACGGGGGCGAAGACCGUAAAGAAAUGCCCUGUUCGUCCAAAAAAGCAAGUCGAGAAAAAUCUAGGGAUAAGUCUAAUCGUCCCAGUUCCUCUCAGAGCGAGAGAAGGACGGAGGCAGCCGCGGCUGACAGCUCCUCGUCCCUGCUGCUCUGCGAGGACAGAGAAGAUCCAGAGCAGGCUUCGUUUGUGGAUGAUGAUGAUGAGGAGGAGGAGGAGGAUGACGACUCCCUUCCUGGUUCUUCCUCCACGGCUAGCUCGUCUGUCGCCUCUGAUAACGAGGACGGGGAGUGUGCCAUAGUGUCGGUGAAGAUGGCCCCGGAGGUGCGGCAGUCCGUGGCGCUGCUCGCUCAGGUGCAGAUGCGACUGGACGCGCUGGAGAAGAAAGGCGCGCGUCUGCAUCAGCGCCUGGAGUUGAAACUGAGCCGCCAGCGACGCCCUCACCUGGACCAGCGCAACGCCAUCACUCAAUCCAUCCCAGGCUUUUGGGUCACUGCGCUUCUGAAUCACCCACAUCUAUCAACGCAAAUCGAUGAGACUGAUGAAGAUGCUCUAAGCUACAUGACUAAUUUAGAGAUUGAGUCUUUCAAGAACAACAAACUUGGAUACCGCAUCUGCUUCCAUUUCCGGCGAAAUCCCUUUUUUCAAAACAAAAUGAUAGUGAAAGAAAUUCAUCUUGGUAUGGGAGGGUCUCCGGUGUCAUUCUCCAACCCAAUUUUGUGGCAAAGAGGGCAGAAUCUUGUUGGUAGUGGAGAACCACGUCGAACAUCACAGGGAGUCUACCAGAGCUUCUUCCACUGGUUCAGUGACCACAGCAACCCAGCAAGGGAUGACAUCGCACAGAUCCUGAAGGAUGACCUGUACAGAAAUCCUUUGAGGUACUACCUGACUCCACUCUGGGAGCCACGAGAGAAUGGCAGCAGUGCUCCCAAGCGUCAGAGCAGCAAUAAUGGAGACGAGUGUGUGAUCAUCUCAGAUUCAGAUGAAGAUGAGGAGCAGAGGAGCCAAAACCUCGGGCAGGAGGAUGAAGAUGAUGACCAAGAUGGAGGCUCAGAAGAGGAUGACCGAGAUGAGGGGGAAUCCUCCUGCGAGGAGAGAGAUGAAGAGGAAGUGGAUGUUGAGGAAGUAGAAGAAUCACGUGACUCCGAAAGCUGUGAGGUCAGGGAGCAAGGACGUGAAGAUGAAGACAUUGAUAUAGAUGAAGAGAAGAGUUAGGACUUGGGGCUGUCGCCGUUUCUUUUUAUGCAGAAUAAUGUCACUAGAUUUUUCUAUGAUCCAUUUUGAUGAUACUGUUUUCUGCAUAAAUUAAUAGCCUGUUUCAAAUAAGUUGUUAAAGAUUAGAAUUUUUACCAUGUAUUCAUUGUAGGCUUUCUAUACAUCAGAAAUUAUGAAUAUUCAAAUUUAGUGUGUGCACUCCUCCAAAAACAUCUGCUUUUCUUAAGCUCUCAUCACAUUUUACACUUAUAACUUUGCAUUAACAGAUUUCAGAGGGCUACUGAUUCCCGUAAAACACUUCUUUUAUCUCACAAUGGACCGUUUAAAGCUUGGGAUUUCAGACUGCACUCAGUUUACUUCAGUUUAGUUUUUUUUGUCCAGUUUAGAGGGCUUGAUGUAUGACAGUAUACAGUAUCAUAGUCCAUCACUCACAAUUAUGACCAUUUCUAAACACACCAUACUUUCCUGUUUGCUAUGUUUUACGGGCUUAAUCGUAUUUUUCAGUCAUUGUAAUAUUUUUGGGUAAUUGUUGUUUGUGUUACUUUUUCCUCCUCCUCGAUUGGUUUUCUUGCCUUGUUAUUGUUCAUUAACUCUACCACCACAGUUUGGUUGUAAGGAAAAAGGUCAAACAUUCUGAAAUGCACCUCAUUCUGAACCAAAACUAGGUAACUCAGGGAUGUUUCCUCUUUUAUCCUCCUUAUAUUGUAGAUGGGUUUCCCUCCAUCAGCUUCAUUUAUUCAGUUUUAGUUUUUCACUUUAUUUACAGAAGUAGAUACAAUCGUGACACUUGGUACCUCUUGCUAUGAUGAUAAGGUGAUUCUUAAAACUACCUUUGUCAUGUCUAAGAAUGAAGUUGGAUAUACACACUGUCAGCACAUGCACAUAACCAUUUAUUCACGGCAAUGAAUAACAAUUGUAAUGUUAUGUAAAUGAGCAAAAUAGUGGCAAGACCAUCAUGUGGUGUUUUUUUCUUUCCUUUUGACAGCAUGAUGUGUGCACUCAAUACUCCGACUUUUGUGUCCAGUUAAAUGCUUAGAUAAUAUUGUAAAAAUAGUGAAUAUGUACACAUUUGUUCAUGAUGUCUUUGAUAUAUCACUUCUCUUUUUCACUCUUUCUCCAUCAUUUCUAAUAGUGCUUCUUUCCCUCCUUUGCAGUAAUGUAUUUUCUUAACUUUUAAGUCAGUUAUUAGAGUGAAACCAUUCUAAAUAUUAUCAUUGUAAUCUGUUAUAAGGCAGUUGUGUUUAAACAUAUUGAGUUUUGACCUGUAAGAGUUUGGUUUAAAAAGCGAAAAGCUGUAUACUGGAUUGAAGGCCAGUGGUUUGUACAUAAUCCUUUCCCUUAAAAAAAGGGGGUUAUAAUUUGUUAUUGAAUCAUUAGGAUAGAUUUUACCUACAGUAUCUCUGAAAAGCUAUAUUUUGUGUGCUACAUUUUAUAGAGAACUACAAUUUUUAAAUGUGUUUUUUUUUUUUUUCAUGUCAAAUAAAGGUUUUUGUCUUUUCAUUCA
Molecule: messenger RNA, 3520 nt
Organism: Carassius auratus (goldfish)
Lineage: Eukaryota; Metazoa; Chordata; Actinopteri; Cypriniformes; Cyprinidae
Product: putative testis-specific Y-encoded-like protein 3
Exons: 7
Coding region: 454-2016 (520 amino acids)
Biological process (GO): nucleosome assembly
Cellular component (GO): nucleus
Source: RefSeq, a predicted model, not a curated record